AUGGCAAAUACAGAAACAGAAGACUACAGAGCGGCAGAUUCUCAGUCUUCUUUAUCACCCUUGACUAAAGCCAUGGAGGAGUCACAGCAGAGCAGCCCUGAAGGCACCUUCAGUGUGGAUAUCGUGGACCCAAUUUACAAGUGUAUUUCGAAUGAUUCACCAAGGGGGUGUACGUCAUCCCAGGCAAAAGCAGUUAUUAAAAGUACUGAAGAUUAUUUGCAGCCUCAGUUUGGCCCCAACAGACUUUUACAUUCAGCGGCAGUAUCAGAAGGGUCAGGACUUCAAGAUUGCUCCACACAUCAAACAAUGUCAGAUCACAGCCAGGAUGAAACAUCAGACCUAGAUAGCUACAAAUCAAACAGUAAAAACAAUUCUUGUUUUGUAUCAGCAUCCAAGAGAAACAGACCUGUCAGUGCUCCAGUGGGUCAACUGAGAGUUGCAGAGUUCUCUUCUUUAAAAUUUCAGUCGGCCCAAAAUUGGCAUAGAUUAUCUCAAAGACACAAACUUCAACCCAGAGUGAUUCAAGUAACAGCUUACAAAAAUGGAUCUAGAACAGUCUUUGCCAAAGUUACUGUACCAACCGUCACCUUGUUGCUGGAGGAGUGCACGCAAAAGCUGAAGCUGAACGUGGCCGCGCGACGAGUGUUCUUGGCAGACGGCUCUGAAGCCCUCAAACCUGAAGACAUACCCCAUGAAGCCGACGUUUAUGUUUCAGUGGGCGAGCCGUUUUUAGAUCCAUUCAAAAAAAUUAAAGACCAUCUGUUGUUAACGAAGAAAGUAACUUGGACAAUGAAUGGGUUGAUGCUUCCUACUGAUGUCAAAAGACAGAAAACCAAGCCUGUUCUUUCUAUUAGGAUGAAGAAACUUAGUGAGAAGACCUCAGUCCGAAUUCUGUUCUUUAAGAAUGGGAUGGGGCAAGAUGGGCGUGUGAUUACAGUGGGAAAGGAAACAAUGAAAAAGAUUUUAGAUACUUGCACAAAGAGAAUGAAUCUAAAUUCACCAGCCAGAUAUCUUUAUGAUUUGUAUGGCAGAAAAAUUAAAGAUAUUUCAGAAGUUCCUCUGCUUGAUAAAUGCCUGCAAAAUUCCAUCACACCUUUGCGGGGACCAGUUUGGGUCUCUAAGGGAGAAGGUUUCAGCCCCUCAGGAGCUAAGAUGUACCUUCAAGGAGUUCUUUUGGCCUUGUACCAACGAUUAAAGUCUGCAGAAAAAUAUUAUAAGCAGUUGAACAUGGCCAUGGAUGAGCAGAAAGAGAAAAUUACUGAAAAAGUUAUUCUUUCCAUGACAGCAACGGAACACCAUAAGGCACAAGAAGAAGUGAGCAGGCUGAUUGAUGAAUUGGAGACAGCUAUCAAAAGCAACAGAGGUCAUCUCUCUAAACUUGGCCCCCAAUUACAGGCUGAGCAGGAGCAAUUCUCCUCUUAUGUCUACCAACACAUUAAAAGCCUUCCAGCAAACACUCUUAUCCCAAGAGGCCUGCGGCUCAAGAUAUUUGAAAAUGGUAAGGACACUGGAGAAAUCUCUGUUUCUAUCAGCAAAAAGGAUCUGGGGUCUAAUAGUCCAGCUCAAACCGGCGAUAUGAUGGAAAGAUUACUUCUCAAGAUUCAUCAAAGGCUUCAAGGUUCUUCCAUCAACCCACUAGGCCUCAAUUUUCCUUCAACCCGGCUUUACGAUGAGCAUGGUCAAGAAAUUAAGAAUCCACUUUUGCUGAAGAAUGAGCAAAAAAUUUGGGUCUCUUAUGGUGAAGCAUACAGAUCUCCACUGAACCCUGUUUUGGGUUUGACCUUUGACCAGGUGACUGCAUUUGCCAGAGGUGGCAUUACGGUUGCAUAUAAAACCUUCUUGGAUCCUAAUGCUGUUCUGCUCCCAGGAUGUGACAAUUGGAAAGUUUGUGAGGGAUUUCCAAUUAAUUUCAACGGCACCAGUCAACAGAUACCUGAUCAAUUUGAAAAGGUGGACUUGGGAGACCAUUUCCUACAGAACAAGGUGGAUCCCAACAUUGUCCUUCAUGCCUCUGUUUCCGUUGGAAAGCGGAGUUCCUCGAGGAGUGACGUGAGCAGUGGCAGUCAGGUGGUGCCGUCCACCCUGUGGCCUGCAGCCAGCGUGUGGCUGAUCACGAAGACUGGAAUGAUCCUGAGCCGAGCAAUAACUCAGGGCUGCCUGGCUGUUGGUCAUCCAAUCAGAGUCAAGGCUGCUGAGGGACCAUCACUAGAUGGAUAUAAAUUAAUCCUGCAGAAAAGACAUAAAGGAGAUGAUUCUCAAAAGUGGGUGUUUGGAACUGAUGGCUGCAUUUAUUCUAAGGCUUAUCCUCAGUUUGUUCUGACCUACCUAGAGGAGCUAAAUGCACAAGUGGAUGUGACCCAGACAGAGUAUCACGUUCACCAUGGCGCCUGGACCAGGGCUCAUCAGGAACACGGCAGCAGCUUAGCAGAAGAGGUUCUGCACAAAAGUGCCAGCAUCCCUGCUCUGAAGCAACUGCCAGAGCCUCCAGACGCCCAUUUAAUGCCGGAAGGUUCUCCUGGGGAGACGGGGCAGCUGACAGUGGCGCUGGUGAGGAGGCUGGAGGGGAAACGUCCUCAGGCCUCUGCUCAGAGGUGGGCCAUAAAGCAUGAAGGGAACAGUAAGCCAGGCCAGUGGAAACAUUCCAGAGUUGAAAAUCCUCUCUGGAAUAAGCUCACCUACAUGUGGCCGGUCCUUCCCAGCGGCCGACUUAAUGAGGAGUUUGAUUGGCCAAUAGAAGGACUGCUUGUUCCAAACAGCCCUCCCCUGAAGAAACCCGUCUGGAAGACACCGGAGCCAUGCGUGCCCUUGAGACUCAGAGUUUUGCGGAAUGGAGACAAGAAUAAAAACAGAGCCCUUAUUGUAACCAGUCCAGACAUCUCACCUGGGCGGAAAAUGCAGUGCACUGAGACUUUAAAUUUACCUUCUGCAGCUCGGAGGUUGUUCAGUGAAGAAGGUCAGGAAAUCUUUGCCCUGAAAGACCUUCGGAGAGAUGAACUGGUGUAUGUUUCAUGUGGAGAACGUUGGAUCAGUCCUGAGCUGUCCAUUGCUCAGCAAAAGAGGCAAAUCUUCCUGAGGAACUUGGCAUCAGAUGUUUCCAAAAUUCAAACCUUCUGCAGGACACAUAAGACAGAGGCUCUUGUUUUAGAAGUCCAGAGUGACAUUGUUUCUGGAGCCAAGCUUGCUGUGCAGAAACCUGUAGCAGUUUUUGGAGAAGAGAAGCAAAUUAGAGAACCAGCGGAAAAGCAAAUCCAAAAAAAUGCUGUAACAAUGGAAAAUGCUUCCAGCACAAUUCUGGAUUCGCACGCGAGAGCCCAUCUCCAAGUGGAGGCCCGUCACCCCCUUGUCAGGUACGCCUGGCAGGAAACCUCGCGUAGCUGUGGCGAGCAUGACGGUCCUCCAAAGAAAAGGGAAGAAGAGCUCUUUGACAGUGUGGAACCACAGAAGAAACACAGCCGUUCUCCAAGGCAGAGUCAACUGCAGAAGCUUUGCCACCAGCAGUUUGAAUACAGAGACGGGCGAAUUAUAAGCCAGGCCGCUCCUCAGCUAGUCGUGGGGGUGCAAGGUCCUGACCUACAUGCAGGCAUGGAGGUGGUCUUGGUGGAGAAAAAAGCGGAUGAUAGUCGUCAACGCUGGAUGCACAAGGAAGACAGCAGGACCUUUCACCUGGUGAGAGACCCGGAGCUGGUGCUGGCAGUGUCGAUGACCAGCGCUGGGAGAGACCUCUGUGGCUUUCCAGUUAUUGUGCAGAAGUAUAAACCAUAUAAGAACGGGGCUUCCAAUCAGAAGUGGAAGUACGUGGAAAGGACGAAAGCUCUCGUGGCCUUUCAUAGCACUCCCCUGGACAAGGAGACCACAGCGGCACAUUAUGCUGGUGUUUGCACAUCCUCUGUGAUCAAAGGGGAAAACGUCCAUCAGCCAGGAUACUAUUAUCUCUCAUCCGCUGGAAAGAAAAAAAUGAUGCUCUGCUUGGCAUGUGGACAAUCCAGGCAAGCAGAGAAGGGACUGAAACAGUUGCUUCCUGGGCUGCUGUUCCUCUGUGCCUCAGGCUCCCAGACCCAGAAGCCCUUCUCAAGAGGGCCUUUCAAGGUCAUCAAGGUGGCUGAGGCUGAUUUAUCUUCUUAUGAGGCUGAGAAAACUCUAAGUUAUUAUGAAGACCGUCUAUUAUCUUUACGGAUGAAGACCCGCACACAAGUGGUAUCUCAUAGUGGUAUGGCAGCUACGCACCAGAAGGCACUGAAAAUAAUUGCAUACAAAAACGGAGAUGGAUAUCGAAAUGGGAAGUUAAUUGUGGCUGGAACAUUCCCCAUGCUUCUUACAGAAUGCACGGAACGGCUCGGUCUUGCCAGAGCAGCCUCCAAAGUGUUCACCCAAGACGGAACUGCAGUCCAUUCCUUGCUCGAUUUGAUUUUAUGGGCUCUUGACAAACCUUUUAUCCAGAGAGACUCUGAGGAACCCAAGGAAGAGGCAGCCCCUGUUGGAACAGAAGAGACAGCAGUUAAAACUAUGGAAGAAAACCCAAGAAUGAAAGUGAAAACCAAGUUGUUUCCCCCGUCUGUGCCAUCCGAUAGUGUGGACAGUGUAGAUAAGUCUUCCCUCGCUCUCGUCCUCAGAGAUCCUAUUGCCGUCUGGGUGUCUUGUGGGGAACAAUUUCUAUCUCCGAGCGCUUUGCAGAAAGCAGAAAAACUAGAAAAACAGAACUGGCUAAAAAAGGACAAAAUUUUGGCUGAUCUAGACACCAUGAAACACAGAAUGAGACAGUUAAGAGGGCGGCGAGAAGCAGCAUGUCAGCCGGCCACCAUGGUUCCCAACAGAAGCCCUGCGCGGCCGGUGGUGGUGGAAGGAGGCUGGGCUGAGCAGACUCAAGAGGAAAUUAAACUCAUGGAACUUAUAAGACAUUCAGAGGCACACCUUUCUGAAGUCCAGGAACUGCAACACGAGAGAAAUCCUCCAAUUGCAGCUACACGUGUGGCACUCAAGCAGAGCAGCCUGUAUAAGCAACCCAACGCCAAACGAGUGUGGAUCUAUCUGAGUGGGGGCAGACCCGAAGACGGCACUUAUGCCUGGGGCAGAACUAUUCCAGAGCUGCUGGAUGACUGCUCCUUUCGCCUCAGAACGGCCCAGCCAGCCAGGACACUGUACACCCCAGACGGAGAGCCACUUCGCUCGUGGGACGACAUAAAGCGAGACAUGGUCAUCUGUGUGUCCACAGGACACGGCCUUAUCACCCAAGAAGAGCUAAAGCAACGGAUGGAGGUCAGAGCAAAUUAUGCCAGAAUCCGAAGGCAGCAUGGCCCUCAAGCCACAGACGUUGUGGUGUUGCCGUCGGCGAAGCUGCCCUCUCCCGAAGGCGUUAGAUCACAGCUACCGAAGGAGGCUCUUGGUCAUCGCCACAAAAAGCCUCGUAUUCACUCCGGGUCUGCCAAUCAGUGGGGCUGUGUGCAUCAACUCCUUCUGCCUCCGACGCCGCUGACAGCAGAGCACGUCACCUCUGCAGCAAUUGGCCGUCUUGCAGACGCUGUCUCUGUGUGUUGUGCGAUGUUAGGUGGGAAGGCAUUCCAGGACGGCUUUGUGAUAGAAGGAGAAAAGGCUGCACAAAACAAAGCAACAGACAAACAACGACAACGAGAGGGUGAAGAUAGAUUUGUUCUCAGUCGUGGCCAGUGGCUGCGGUGGUGGAGAACGGACCUGCCAGAACCGCCCAGGUUUGCAGAGAGUCAGCGAGGCUGUGGUCACCAGGGCAGCAGACCCUUCCUGGCAGCGUUUGGAAGGGAGCGAUCAGACCCACAGCUCUGUGUUGCUCUAGCUCAUCACAAAAUCAGAUGCCGACGUCCUCAGGUCAGUGCAUCUGGACCCACUGGUGGUCCUCAGCUGUUUUAUCACACCACUGGCUCCAGUUCCCGCCUGCCUCCGAGCACAUCUCGCCCCUCCGCAGGCCGCAGGCUGGAGGUGACCCAGACUGAGCUCUGUUGCCAGAAACAGCAUGUAAAUGGGAGUCGCCGGUUUAGGAGGUUUCCAGACAAGAGCCCCUGCUCCUCCUCCACCUGGCCUGAACCUGCGUGGGCUCCCUCAGGAGCUACUGGGUACUGGGCCCGGAUGGCCAACCUCCCCGCAGAAGGCAGGCGCCAGGACACUGGGGCGCGCUCACCCCGCACUAGAUUGCAGCUGCAGCACGAUUUUGAAAUCCGCCUUCACCUCGUCUCGGUCUGA
This is a messenger RNA of Diceros bicornis minor, 6207 nucleotides long. RefSeq names its product doublecortin domain containing 1 (gene DCDC1). The transcript has 39 exons. Gene Ontology annotation, molecular function: microtubule binding. The record is from RefSeq and is a predicted model, not a curated record. The coding region runs from base 1 to 6207 and encodes 2068 amino acids. Gene Ontology annotation, biological process: regulation of mitotic cytokinesis; intracellular signal transduction. Lineage: Eukaryota; Metazoa; Chordata; Mammalia; Perissodactyla; Rhinocerotidae.